AUGUUGUGCGGCUCGCGAGUGAUGCUCGCCCGGUCGGCGGUGGCGUUCUUCAAUAUGAAGCACUUCCAGGCCAAAAAGAAGUACAAUCUUACUCCCCAGAACACCUAUGAGACGCUCUCCACCGUGCUGUCGCCCCGUGACCGACUGCUGCGUCAGUCGGUUUCUGGCAGUGGUGGUUCUCGUGUGCUGGUGCUGGAUACUCAGCAGAGGGUGAAGGGGGUUUACCUUCCCGUCUUUUGCAUGCCACACCCCUCCACCAUCGCCAAGGGAACCAACUCCCUGGGUGUGGAGGUUGCUGAGUACACGCGUUUUAUUGAGGCGACAUCUGCGGCGUGCAAAGCAGGCGGCGGCGACACUGAGUCAACGUUGCCGACUGUGCUCGUGGUAAUGUCCCAUCCCCAAGGACUCGCCUACGGUACUUUUCGAGCAGACGGCACACCAGGUGUACCCAUGAAGAACCUUGCACUGGGGUCGAUUCUUGCCGAUCCGAAGACACAGCAAGAGGCAGUGACCAUUGCCUCUGCCACUCUUAAGACCUCUGGAUUGGGCACCGUUAUGCCUCUGCUGCAGGUGCCCUACGGACAUGCGGAGGCCGUCCGCGAUAUAUACAAGGAGCUGAAUGAGUGUAAGCACGCCGCCGAGCUAGCGACCUGCUCUACCUUCGUUUGGGUUCAAAGGGACAGCGAGUCGUCGACUUCGUUUAAAGUGGCGCGAUCCUCUGAGGAGUACUGGGCACGCGCGCGAAGCGAGGGGGAAAGCGGUGCUGCACCGGUGCCAGGUCCUAUCUCGUUUCUAGACCGCCGCUGGGUCUUACUGACGGACGUUGUCCUUCGCCCUGAUCAUGGGUUAGGUCUUUAUGGGCGCGAUCUCGCCACAGGCCAUCGCAUUGUUGAUCCUAUUGGGUUGCAGUCUGCCCUUUGUAGAGGCUCCCUCCUGCUCGAUCACAUUCCACGCACCGUGAUUGACACAACUAGAGACACCGCUACCGGCACGGGGGCAAAUGGUUGA
Leishmania braziliensis MHOM/BR/75/M2904 is the source of this 1008-nucleotide messenger RNA. RefSeq lists its product as hypothetical. The record is from RefSeq and is a predicted model, not a curated record. The transcript has a single exon. NCBI's taxonomy places the organism in Eukaryota, Euglenozoa, Kinetoplastea, Trypanosomatida, Trypanosomatidae. Bases 1 to 1008 code for a protein of 335 amino acids.